Molecule: messenger RNA, 546 nt
Organism: Kwoniella shivajii
Lineage: Eukaryota; Fungi; Basidiomycota; Tremellomycetes; Tremellales; Cryptococcaceae
Exons: 1
Coding region: 1-546 (181 amino acids)
Source: RefSeq, a predicted model, not a curated record
AUGGAACCUGAAAAGCUCACUUCCAUUAAUAACUGUGUCACUCACCACUACGACGAUGGAAAUUAUGUGGGAAUGGUUGAUCCUGAAAAGGACAGCACUGCUUUUUCGAAAGAAAAUGAACCAGCCAAAGGUUCACCGACUGAUAGCAGAUCCAGUGGCUUAUCAACUCAGAUCUUACCAAUUGAGAUCUAUUCGUUUGGUAAACCUCGUGGAUAUGCUGUAUAUCGCUGGAACGACAGUGAUUCUAGAUAUGGAAAGACAUAUACCAAAGCUGAUGCAAUUGCCGCAGACGAGUUGAUGUCAAGAGCGGGUUUCAGUAGAGUCAAGGAUACUGUUCAGAUAUCUUUGAAUCCCAUGGACCCUGAACAAUUCCCUUCCAUCAACAACAGUAUCACUCACCACUAUUAUGAUGGAGAUUAUUUGGCAAAAAUGGAUCCUGGAAAAGGCAGUACUACUUUUUCGAACGUGAUCAAGAGUCCCGAAGAAUUGUCCGAAACCAACCGUGACUUUACUCCAAGUGCAGCCUUUCCUUCUACUGCCGAGUGA